AUGAUGGAACAAGCAUGGCGCGAUCAGUUCCAGGCCGGUUAUUGGUCCUCGGAACCUGCUUCAUGGGUUCCUGGUCUCCCAGCUGUGUCCACCGAGAUGUCGUCAUGUUUCCAAACACUUGUACAACCUAGCACUAGCACUAGUAGUUCUAGCGGAGGGCAGCUGCAGCAGGAGCUGGUUGAGUAUGCCGCUGCAGCCACACCCAACUACGGGAGCCCCAUUGUUGUGUUUGAGAAAUCAGCACGAGCGUUCGGCGACGACAUCGACAUGAUACUAACGAAGAUCCACAUGUACCCUCGAAGCAUAGUGGAUCUCGACGAUCGGUACACCGUCCCUCUGACCAUCGCCAUCGGCCCGUACCACCACUACCGAUGCCACCUGCAGCCCGCGGAGAAGGCUAAGCAUCUGGCUGCAUACCGCUGCAUCAAGCUCUCGCGCCGCCCCGUCCAGGAGCUGUACGAUGCGGUGGUCUCCGUCGCACACGUUGUGCGCCUUCUCUACCACAAGGAAGCGAUGGCAGGUAUCGUCGACGACGACUUCUGGCCUAUGAUGUUCUAUGAUGCUUGCUUCUUGGUGCAGUAUAUGUUAUGGUAUGUCGACGAAGACGAGAUGGAUACCUGGCUGCUCAGCUUUUUCAAAUCCAACCAGCUAGAUAUCGACAACGACAUCCUGCUGCUGGAGAACCAGCUUCCUUGGCCGGUGGUUGAUACCCUCGUUGAUUUAGUUCGCCCGGGGCUCGUCAAGGAGUUCAUUGUUUGCAUCAGAGUCGGUUUCCAAAGCACCAAGGAGGAAUUUGAAGGCCAAGAUUUUGCGUGGGAUGGUUACACGCCGCCGCAUCUCCUUGGCCUUUACCGCUACUACAUGGUAAAAGGAAGCGGAGUAUAUAAGCCCGCCUCAGCCAAUAAACUCAAGAAAUUAAUUGGCACUUCUUUCACUGCCACAAAGCUCGCGGAGAUGGGCGUCAAGAUAACACCCAGCAAAACAGAAGGGUACAUGGACUUGGCCGUCCCAACAGGUCCCAUCCACGGCAAGCUUUGCCUGCCGCCGAUGUACCUGAACGAGACGGCUGCUGCCAGGCUCGUCAACAUGGCGGCGUUCGAGCUAUGCACUAACCCAGAUUUCUUUGACGACAGUGGGGAGGAUGAAUAUACAUACUAUCAGAAUUCUGCGGUAUGCUCAUACCUCCUCCUCCUUGCCAUGUUUGUGGAACGUGAAGAGGACGUGCAGGAGCUGCGAGCCAGGGAUCUUCUGACAACAGGAGAUGGAGUCGGGCUCACCAACAAGGAGGCGCUCCAAUUCUUCACCACUGUUGGCAAACACCUGCGCAAAGGGCCCUGCUACUGGGAUGUGAUGAUAAAACUUUCCAUGUAUGAUAAAGGAAGGCCGGUUCGGGUCAACGCGCACAAGUUUUUCUUCAAUCACUGGGGAAAAAUCGUCACCGUGGUCACCACCAUUGCUGGAGCCCUCGGCCUCUUUGGGACGCUCGUGUCUCUCAAGAAAGGCUAG
Brachypodium distachyon (stiff brome) is the source of this 1506-nucleotide messenger RNA. RefSeq lists its product as uncharacterized. NCBI's taxonomy places the organism in Eukaryota, Viridiplantae, Streptophyta, Magnoliopsida, Poales, Poaceae. The transcript has a single exon. Bases 1 to 1506 code for a protein of 501 amino acids. The record is from RefSeq and is a predicted model, not a curated record.